UUCCCAAAAAUGAGUCCUUCAAAGCUUAUGAACCGUUUCCCGUGGGCAAAGAGCCCCCUCAUCAGCAAUGGGCCUAUGCUUGGCGCAGCUUCUGCCCAGAUGGCGACCGAGGUAACCAAAGCCGGCGGUUUCGGCUUUCUCCCAUCGACGGCUGACCUCUCACCCAACUCGGCGCACAUCAAGACCCUCUCCAGCGAUCUCGAAGAGGCCCGCACCCUGCUCGGCGCCGACCAACCGGCGGACGGCCCGCUCCGGGUCGGAACCAGCUUCAUCACGGGACACCAGUCCAUCGGCCAUUUCACCGAGACGGCGCUGCCCCUCCUGGCGAAGCACCGGCCCGCCGCGGUUUGGCUGUUUGCGCCGGACGGUGACGUCAAGCCGCACCGUAGCAUCAUCGCCGCGCUCAAGGGCCUGGACGUGCCCCCUGUAGUGUUUGUUCAGGUCGGCAAUGUCGCGGCGGCCCGGGAGGCGGUGCUUGACGGCGCUGAUGUCCUCGUGACUCAAGGUGUUGAUGCUGGUGGCCACCAGUUUCGUCAAGGCGCGGGUAUCGUGAGCUUUGUGCCCGAAGUGAGAACUAUGCUGGAGAAGGAGUUUGGGGAUAAAGAUAUCAGCAUCGUGGCUGCUGGAGGCAUUGCCGAUGGGCGAGGUGUUGCCGGUGCCUUGGCCUUGGGCGCUGAGGGAGUCGUGAUGGGAACAAGAUUCACUGUCGCAACCGAAUCUGUCUAUCCCCAGUUCCGAAAGGACAUUGUCCUUGGGGCCGUUGAUGGCGGAGUGUCCACACUUAAGUCGCCUUUCAACGACCGUAUUAAUAACAGCACCCUCUGGGGACCUCUAUACGACGGCCGUGCCAUCAUCGGACCUAUCCACAACAAGUUCAUUGCUGGCGUAUCUCUCGAGGAAUGUCAGCGGAGCCUCAAGGAGGACUACUCACAGGAGGAUGCUACCCAAAUCAUUAACACCUGGGCGGGAACCGGCGUUGGUCUCAUCAACAAGGCCCAGCCGGCUGGUGAGAUUGUGCGCGAGGUCCGGGAAGAGGCCAAGGCCGCGCUUCAGAGAGCGGCUGGUCUCGUCUGA
Molecule: messenger RNA, 1074 nt
Organism: Fusarium falciforme
Lineage: Eukaryota; Fungi; Ascomycota; Sordariomycetes; Hypocreales; Nectriaceae
Product: NMO domain-containing protein
Exons: 6
Coding region: 10-1074 (354 amino acids)
Molecular function (GO): nitronate monooxygenase activity
Source: RefSeq, a predicted model, not a curated record